AUGAAUGCUUCAAAUGCUAAAUCGAAUAACCCGAUUAAAUGUAUACCACAAAAAGGAGAUUGGCAAGGUGGUGAUGAAAUAUUAAUUAUUAUGCCUAAGCCAACCAAACGAAAAGAAUAUACAAUUUGUUUCGAUUUCGGUCUACUUGGAAAACAAACUAUUAAUGAAAUAACAUACAUUGAUAAAAAAGUAAUUUUAUUUCGAACACCACCAUGUCGAAUACCACCAAGCAAUGAAAAUAUUAAAGUAUCGGUUGAUAUUAUACACAAUAAUUUACUUCUAUCUUCAAUUGACUUUUAUUAUGUGACACCAAUGAAAACAACAAUCAAUCUAUGUACAUAUUGUCAAAAUAAUAUGAACGUUAACCAUACAAGUAAUAAGAGAAGAUAUGAAUUUUUUGAGAAUGAUGAUGCACAAAGUCUUGUGUCACAUAUGGAACAAUUAUCUAUGGCAGAGAAAACUAUUUCAUCUCAUAUUCCAAUUUCAUCGAAUGAAAAACAUUUGAAAUUUGAUAAAUAUCUCAAUCAAUUAAAAGCUGCUUUAAGUAAAUUUAUUCGUACGAACGAUCCUUCUCGAUUAUUUCGUCGAACACGUAUGUUAUUAUCUCAAUGUGAUGAAAAUCCACCUCUAUUGAAUGAUGCUAUUCAACGUGGACAUACACAAAUAGCAUUAGCACUUAUUGAACAAGUUCUUGAUAUGAGUUCAUCACAAGGAUUAUUAGAAAAAGAAAAUGAAAAUGGUGAAACACCAUUAUUAAUUGCAGCUAAAUGUAAUCAAUGGAAAUUAAUUGAACCUAUUAUCAAAAAUCGAUCUGAUCUUGUUAAACACAAAGAUAAAAAUGGAAAUAAUUUAUUACAUUUACUUGCAAAUUUACAUGAUGAUGAAGGUGCAGAAGUGAUUAAAAAUAUUUUUAAAAUUUUACCCAAUGACACAAAAGAAAUGCUUUUAGUUGGAAAGAAUAAACUCUGUCAAACACCAAUCGAAAUUGCACAAUCUCAUGGCAAUACUCAUUGUAUUGAUAUUUUGCAGUUUUCGACCGAUGCUGAAAAAGAAAAUAUUUGA
Molecule: messenger RNA, 1062 nt
Organism: Rotaria sp. Silwood2
Lineage: Eukaryota; Metazoa; Rotifera; Eurotatoria; Philodinida; Philodinidae
Source: the annotation of a GenBank genome assembly